AUGAAAACCCGCCUACCACGACUGAACGAAUUCAGGGGAGUACUCGCAUCAGCUGAGAAAACGCCGUAUUCCGGGACCCGGUCGAAUGCCGCACACUUCAUAGAAUCAGCUCCGCCAGACGACAGGAAACUGAACUUCCAGGCAGUCUCAGUUGAGGCCAUUUUAACCCAUAAAAACGUCGCAAGCGAUAGAGAUGCAAUGUCGGAGGUUGACAGUGUGGUCACAAACGAGCUUACUGAGCACCCCAAUAACGUGUCUGAUACGUCUCCGAACGCUCUCACGAUAUUGAUCUGCGAGUAUGUCCCGUUCCAUGACGUCCCAAGCCCGGUUGUCAUUCACCCUCGAACAGUGCUGAUCUGUAUCUUCAAGUCUUGA
Aspergillus luchuensis is the source of this 375-nucleotide messenger RNA. RefSeq lists its product as uncharacterized. The transcript has a single exon. The coding region runs from base 1 to 375 and encodes 124 amino acids. Lineage: Eukaryota; Fungi; Ascomycota; Eurotiomycetes; Eurotiales; Aspergillaceae. The record is from RefSeq and is a predicted model, not a curated record.